Gryllus bimaculatus (two-spotted cricket) is the source of this 391-nucleotide messenger RNA. The record is from the annotation of a GenBank genome assembly. Lineage: Eukaryota; Metazoa; Arthropoda; Insecta; Orthoptera; Gryllidae.
CAGCGCGCAGGGCUCCGUCAUGGACGCGCGCGCGCGCCGGCACGUGCCCGCCCUCCUCACCGCCAAGGUGCUGCUGAUAGUGCCUGAGGUGGCGUGGAACAUCCUGGGCACGCUUUGGGCCUUCAGCGACACGGUCCAGUGCAGCAACGAGGAGGGCUUCACCAAAGCGGUCAUCGAAGCGAUGGUGCUGUUCAACUGGGUGCAGCUGGCGCUGACGCUGCUGGGGCUGGCGCUGGUGUUCGACCCGCUGGGCUCGUCGCGGCUGAUGGCCAAUCAAUUUUGGGACUCAAAUUUAUUUAUUAAAGGAAACGAGAGUUCUUCUUCGUCAGAGCCCAAUUUGGAGUCGGCUUACCUUGAAGGAACGCUUGCUUCACUUGGUUCAGAAUCAUAG